Molecule: messenger RNA, 342 nt
Organism: Balearica regulorum gibbericeps (East African grey crowned-crane)
Lineage: Eukaryota; Metazoa; Chordata; Aves; Gruiformes; Gruidae
Source: RefSeq, a predicted model, not a curated record
AUGCAGGCCACCACAGAACCCCCGAAAAAGAAACCGGACCCUGUAACUUCAGAGACGGUGGUGAUUUGGGGGCUACGCCUCUGGCAGGUGAUUGGUAUCUUUGCCAUCUUUGUCCUGGCAGUCAUUAUCACGCUCUGCUGUAUCUUCAAGUGCCGAAUUCCACGAACAAAGAAAGAGAUUGAGGCGCGAUAUGCUCAACGGCAAGCAGCCAAGACGUAUGCAGACAAACUGGAGACUGUGCCACCACUCAACGAGCUGACAGAGAUCCCUGGAGUAGGGAAAAAAAAAAAAAAAAAAAAGAAAGAUGAGGAAAAGUUUUCUGCUACCAAAUCCUUUGUUUGA